GGCACUAACAUCCGGGUCCUAGGGAUGCCGUCAGCCGGAGAGGGGGCGACAAUGCCCGGCUGUUUCCCUGCUCCUGCUCGCUGCUGAGUGAGGGAAGUUGUCAGGCAAUCUUUUCGGGGUUGGGAGGAAUCUGAAGAGAAACGAAACCCGAUCGACCGGAGCUCUCCUUGCAGCAUCCCCAGAAGACCACUUUUUGUCGCGGAGGAGGCCUCUUAACAUUGACAAACUAUGGAAGAAGCAGCAAGUCAAAUGCAGCCCUCGAAUGAAAACCAGGUGCUGAGUUCUGAAGGUGGAUACGUAUGGCAGGUUACUGAUAUGAAUCGAUUGCAUCGUUUCUUGUGUUUUGGUUCUGAAGGAGGUACUUACUACGUCAAGGAACAAAAAUUGGGCUUUGAAAAUGCUGAUGCUCUGCUAAGGCUUAUUGAAGAUGGCAAAGGCUGUGAAGUGGUGCAGGAAAUAAAGACGUUUAGCCAAGAAGGGAGAGCAGCAAAGCAGGAGCCCGUAUUGUUUGCGCUUGCCAUUUGUUCACAGUGUUCAGAUUCAAAAACAAAGCAAGCAGCUUAUAAAGCUGUCUCUGAAGUCUGUCGCAUACCCACCCAUCUCUUCACUUUCAUCCAAUUUAAAAAAGAUCUGAAGGAGGGCAUGAAAUGUGGCAUGUGGGGUCGUGCUCUAAGAAAAGCUGUUGCUGAUUGGUACAAUGGAAAGAACGACAUGGCUAUUGCUUUAGCAGUGACAAAAUACAAGAAAAGAAAUGGCUGGUGUCAUAAAGAUCUUCUCAGAUUAUCCCAUCUAAAGCCUGCAAAUGAAGGCCUUGCCAUAGUCGCUAAGUAUGUAAUGAAAGGGUGGAAGGAAGUCCAAGAGGCAUAUAAAGAUAACAAACUUUCUGCUGAGACUGAAAAAUUGUUAAAGUAUUUGGAGGCAGUGGAGAGGGUGAAGUAUACAAAGGAUGAAUUGGAAGUGAUUCAUUUGAUAGAAGAGUAUAGUUUAGUUAGAGAACACCUCCUGACAAGCCAUUUGAAAUCUAAAGAGGUGUGGAAAGCAUUGCUACAGGAGAUGCCCUUAACAGCAAUGCUGAGAAAUCUAGGAAAGAUGACAGCAAAUUCUGUCCUUGAACCAGGAAGCCCAGAAGUAACAAUAGUUUGUGAAAGACUAAGAAAUGAAAAACUUCUUAAAAAGGCCCGAAUACAUCCAUUCCAUAUUUUGGUUGCACUAGAAACCUACAAAGGAGAACGUGGUUAUCGGGGAAAGCUUCGCUGGCAACCUGAUAAGGAUAUUUUGGAAGCACUUGAUGCCUCAUUUUACAAGACCUUCAAAACAGUGGAGCCAACAGGGAAGCGUUUCCUGCUUGCAGUUGAUGUCAGUGACUCUAUGUUCCAAAAGGUUUUGGGCAGUGUGCUGAAUGCUAGUACAGUCGCUGCAGCAAUGUGUAUGGUUGUUGCACGCACUGAAAAAGAUUGUCAUAUUGUUGCCUUUUCCCAUGAAAUGGUCCCUUUUCCAGUGACUGAGGGCAUGACAUUACCUCAAGUAUUACAGAAAAUGUCUGAGAUUCCAAUGGGUGCUACUGAUUGUUCUCUUCCAAUGCUGUGGGCUCAAAAGACAGGUGUAGCUGUCGAUGUCUUUAUUGUGUUUACGGAUAAUGAGACCUUUGCUGGAGAUACUCAUCCUGCCACAGCCUUGAGGAAGUAUAGGGAGAGAAUGGGUAUUCCAUCCAAGCUGAUAGUUUGUGGAAUGACAUCCAACAGCUUUAGCAUUGCAGACCCAGAUGACAGAGGCAUGUUGGAUAUAUGUGGCUUUGAUACAGGAGUGCCAGAUGUCAUUCGAAACUUCACUUUGGAUUUGAUUUAAAUCUGUGAACACCUGCUUUAUUGAAUCUGUUACUUGCUGAAGACUUUGACCUGGGACCUACCAGUCGGAUUGACUGACUGUACUAACUUACAACUGAGUUUGAUGCAUCAAUUGGAAUGUUGAACACUUUUUAAGGGGAUGUAAAGAGAAGUGGAGGCAGAAUCACUUUCUGGGGAGAUUGUGCACAUCUCUUGCAUAUAGUUUAAAAAUAGAGUUGGGAAGCCUUCUAGAAAUAGCUCUGAAACACUGUAUGCAUUAAUUUUUUUUAAUAGCUUACCUAUAACAAGGUAUUCCAUUGCUUUAUACUUUAUUUUCUGAGAAUAAUUUUAUUCUGUUACUUCCAGGAUGGGAAGUGAUUUUAAUAUUUCAUUGCAUACAACAUGUUUAUAUUUGGCAACUUGCUGCUUUCAGUGGUCCUUGUAUUAGUUGGGGAUUCUGUAUCUACAAGAUUGGGGAUAUUUUUUAGACAACUGGAUUGUCCCAAGGGAUACGCGAGUGGGGUUCAGUCUUCAGCCUUCUCCUAAAUCAUCCCUUUUUUCAAAGCACGUCUUGCAAAAAUUGCACGAUUUUGUAGUUAUGCAUUCUUACCACACUUAAUUCAUGAAUAAGUAUCUUUUAAAUUUUAUAUGUUUGCUGAAAUGAAGACGUAUCAUCAAGCAAGUUUGUGUAUUUGCACAUGUUAAUCAAAGGUGAAUGAAAUCAUAAACCUCACUGCUUGGCAAAGCUCAUACUGAGAAAAAUUGUGACGACUAAUUUCAUAGUGGUAAUAUGCUCUGAAACUGUCUAAAGUGAUGAUAACGCAGAACCAAUACAUGUUUCAAGUAUUUUCAGUGCAGUUGAUUCCAAUGAGAAGCUAUAUUUUAGUCAGCAGUAAUUUGUGGUGAAAUAUUAGUGCAGACAAAGCCUAAGUAGUUUUCAGCUCUGUAGUGUACUAUAGGGAAAUACUUUUGGAUUGCACUAGACCACACAACUGUGAUAGGGGUACAAAAGCUACGUAUAUUUUAAACUGAAGGGAAAAAAGUUUUGAUUACAUUGUAAUGGAUUUUUGGCCUUUUCUGGAGUUGAAUGUAUUUGGUACAUAGCAUCAGGAUCCUAUCUUGCACAGUCCCCUUUGAAAUGUAAGGGAAGUGCACAACAGCAGAAGUGAUUUUUCCUUCAGUCAGAUUCUGCAGAAUGUUAACAGUAGAUUGAAUUAUUUUCCUUCACAGAAAACCUGUGUUAAUCAGUGCAGCGGGUAGAGCAGAACUGAUACUUAGGCAUAUAUAUUGGAGUCCUUAAGUAUGCCAUAUAAUACAAAAAGUUUUUUUCUCAUGGCUUAGUCAUAGUUUGGAUUUAGUCUGAUAAACUUCUUUCAAGUGUACUUCUCAGUACAAACACUGAUCCGUCUAGAAAAAUUGUAGCAAAGUAAUUAUACAGUGCAUUCUGCAUAUAUUUUGUAGCCAACUGCUUGUAUGUGCCUCACAGCCUGGUAAACAUUUGCUUUAGAUUAUAAUGACCAAGGGUGCAGCAACUGGCAGCUUCUUAAUCCAUUCCAAUGUUUUUGCUCUGAAUUUUGUAUAAGAGGCUGUGGGUGCUUGCAUUUUUUUUACAACUCUAUAAAUUACUUGCAGAUGCAAUACCUUUUUUAUAUAUAUAAAAAUGCUUAAAAUGGCUAGAGAAAUUUCUCUAAUCUAUUUUGAUACUAGUACCUAAAAAUAAAGCAAAUCAGUUAGAAUUUGUGGUUGUUGCAGGGUAUACAUCUUAAGACUCUAUUACUGUGUAAGCAGUGACAUAUGCUUAUAUAGCGCUGCAAAGUUUGACUAAUUGGUAGAGUAUUUGAUUAAAAAUUUAGAUCAAGAAAGUGCCCAGUUAACAGAGCAACACUGUUUAAAAAAUAAUAUAAGCAGUAUGUAUAGUUACUUUUCUGCCUUCUACAGAAGCAGCAACCGAUCAGAAGCAGCUAUAUUUAAAAUCAUGCCAUUUAAAGUACUUGUGGCUGUACUCUUGUAAAUUUUUAUUAAAGAAGCCAAAUGUCUGAAAAUGUUUCCAUAAUGCCGGGCUGCUUUUCCAAUAUCUUGGGUGAUAUUUGUUCUAAAUUAGCUCUUUAAUUUUCAAUGGAGAUUCUUGGCAGACAUUUCCUACUUAACUGAAAAAAAUAAACAUCAUUCUGGUUCUUAUGAUUAUUAUGCCUUUUCCUAUAGAGAGAUGUCCAACAUAUGGAGUAGAUGCAUGAUUGAUCUACAGAUACUAUUGACAGUUACUGACAAUAUGAACAGAACUACUGUCCUCCCCAGGUACGAGAAUCUCAAACGCACAAUAAAUGGUAAAGGGUACAAUAGUCAGUUGCUGCUAAGUGUGAAAAGAAUUGCUAACCCUAAACAUUAUUAACUUAAAGUAUGUGGUUUGUAUGGCAUUUGUAAAAGUUUGGUGUAAAUAAUAGGUGAUUCAGAGAAUAAGCUUGUUCAAGUAGAAGCAAAUUGAAGUGACCUUGUGUAGCUUUAGCACAAAUUUAGUUCAUUGAAAACAAAAAGGAAUACAGCUGUACCUGCACCAUGUUUCUGUGUGUUAGAAAUGAAGAGUUCUGGUUUGUUUUGCAGGUGGAGAUUUAGGGCCAAUUCUGAUGUAACAUUUUUCCAUUAUGGAGGAAUGCCUGUAGCAGCCUAAACCAGGGGUGGCUGACCUGUUGCCCUCCAGAUAUUGUUAGACUACAACUCCCAUCAGCCCUAGCAAGCAUAACCAGUAGUCAGGGAUGAUGGUAGUUGUAGUCCAGCAACAUCUGGAGGGCCACAAGUUAGCCAGUCCUGUCAUAAACAUUGGCUAGGAUCUGAAGAGUUACUCUAGGUGUGGCCAGUGAUGUAGUUGUGUCCUGUUGAAUUUUUGCUUCCUAUUCCAUUAAAUUGUAGUACCUCACCUCCUCCCCCAUCACAAAUUGAUUUUGAGAUUUUCCUCAGUUUAAAAAGAGAUUUUCUACAUGACAUAGAGUGGAUUGGCUGAUCAAGAAGUGCUAGUCAGAUUAUUCCAUGAGCAUGUGGAACUAGCCACGCAGUUUUGAAAAUCUGUGCUCCUUUCAGCAAAACUGUUGUUUUUUUACCUUGACACUUUUCCAUACAUUCUUCCUUGGAAGGAUUUUUUUUUACAGACACUGAUCUAUGAUACAAAACAUUGUUUUGAUUAGCCUAGCUGAUUUUAUUCUCCAGAACUCCUAGGUUGACUUUUUGAAAAAUGUUAACCUGCCUUCCAGAUUACAUUCAGUCAUUCAAAUUAUUCUUCAAACAAAAGUCUGGAAUUGCCUUUUCACCAAAGAAUAUCAGUGAUCCCCUUAGAUAAUUCAUUUACUUUGUGCCAAUAUUUUAUGAAAACAUUAAAAGUAGAAAUGAAGCUCAGUUUUUCAAAAGUUUGUGUUUACAAUAUGCAAGUGUUUCUCAGGUAUAUGGGUAGCUAUUCUGAUUUUGAUGUCAAAAUGCUAUGAAAUUAAGUCCUGCCUUUUUCUGCCUGUGUUGUAGAAGCAGUAGAGUGUAGCAGGUAAGGAGGAGGAGGGGAGCAGCAAUCAGGGUAGAAGGUGAGGUGCCAUGACUGGUUCUGUAUUCAAGAUGACCAAGGCUGUUUCUCAUUCUUUUAUGUGCUGUUUAUCUUUGUUGUAUCCUCUAUUCUGGGCAUUCCGGUAUUGCAGACAAAUUCCAUAGAUUGUAUUGGUGCUGAAUAAAACUGGUUCUGUGCAUGUGGGCAGAACAGACUUCAAUUGGUUAUUUGGUAGGUAGCAUAAAGUGUUGCUGUAGGAGAGGUUGCUAGGCAGCUGUGAGAGCAAUUGGGUGUUUGAAGGAACUGAAUGAGUACUUCUGCAAAAUAAAAAGUGUUACCUAUUAAAUCUGGAUGUGUUUAUGUGACUUAAUGCAGCAGUUAUCAGUUGGGUAAAUAAACUGUUAGUUUUGAGUUAAAAGGUUUUCAGAUGCUUACUACUAUGGAUCUAAGCUAUUAACUUUGGGAAAGUCCUAUAAAUGUCACUGUGGAACUGCUUCUGAGGGCAGUCCAUAGAAAAGAAAAUGCUGAAGUUUGUAAACUAAAAUGGAGAAAUUAUUGUAGGGAUAACAUAUAUAUUGGGACUUGGAGGUGGAUGAAUUAAAAAUUAGGGACCUAAUUCUAAAAGAAGCAUUGAGAAGAAAACUAUUUCCUGAAAAGGGUUUUGAUUCCUUCUUCAAAUGCAUGUCUUUGUUCAAAUGGUGACACACAUAAUUACAAUAAAUUAAGAAUCUGAUAGAAAAAUGAAGACUUUAGUAGGAGUGAAGAAUGUGCAGAGAUGAAAGAAAUUUGAACAGUUUGAGAAGGGAUACAAUUAGCACUUUAUGAGAUUUUGGGAUGAGAAAUUAAAAUUGAACUGAAAUUGUUCUAUUUCUAUCUACCAUCUGGAACCUGUAUGUUAUUUAAAAAUAAGGGCUUGUAUCUAGUUGUGAAAUUGGCUUCUCUCUUACAUAACAGGGCUUUCCUGCCCAUGUCCAUGUUCAGCUCCCUGCACACAUGCCCCCCAAAAGCCUCUUCUGACAAUUUGGACCCUUGAAAAAAGCCCUGGGGCAUGGUACAGAUGGGGAGGAAGGGGCAGAAAAGCCUUGUGAUAUGAACAGCCUUCUGUUUGAAUAAUUUUGGAUACAAGCUAUGGUAAAGCAUGAAUUGAUUAAUGCUGAUAAGUAGUCAUUUCAUAAAGCCAGAUGAUGAACGUAAUCCAAGGCCCUGCAGCACUGGUGCCUUGUGCUUGUUUCUGUGAAGUAGUCCACGUGCUUAUGAGGAUUUCCUACCACGUCUGUAGUUCACAGAAGAAACAGAACCUGAAACCCCUGGUGUGGAGAUAACUAUGUGUCACAUUUUCUGGCUCAUGAAUAGUGAAUAAUGUAUGGUCUAUGGACUACACCAUAAUGUUUUUGUUUAAUUCUGAAUGUCUUCUGUUGGUGUAUACAAAAUGUUCAUGCUAUCACGUCUCUUACUACACAAAUGUUACUGGCUCACUUGUGACGCUUUAAACCCUGGUGCUGUUCAGGCUCCAUUCAUUUUCUCUGUUCAAGUUUUACAGAAGUGUAUGGAAGUGCUGAAUGAACUGUGUCCUAAGCAGGUAGCUUUUCCCUAUGAAUAGUUGUUCUAGAGGUCAUCUUAAUCCCACUCAUUCUUCUUUUGGUCACUUUUCUGAGGGUUGCCAGUUCCAGGUAUGAUUUGUGCUGCUAAUCUUUGUUCUUUUUUUAAAUUAUAAAUACUACUACUUUAGACCUUUGUUCUUGCAUUUCUUUCUGUAGUAGUAGACUGAACCUAUAAGCUGGUGCAGACAUAACCAUUUGUUUAAACUGGUUGAGGUAGAAGGAUGCUCCUUCUCCCCUCUAGCCUCAACUAGGCUAACUUAGUUGGCAAAGGGUUAUAUCAAUACAGAUGGUAACUGUGGCUAAUGAUAACCAUAAUUCCCACUUAAAUGGAAUUUUUAAUCAGCUUCUAACUUCAUAUUCUGGCUACUUAGUGCUGACCAUGAUUAACAUUUGUGCCAACAUAACCCUUAAACAUGAUUGAGGCUGCUGUGGGAAAUUAAUGCCAGAGAGGUGGGAGUGAGCAAUCAUAUGACUGGCUCCCAAAUUCGCAGCCAUGGAUAGGGCAUCAGAAAACACAGGCCUAUGGUCCAUUGACCUCUUAUGGACAUAGUCUUUGAUUUCACAAGAGUUGCUUUGUGUAUACCCAUAUGCUCACUGAAGUGGGAUCGCAGUGUUGAUGAUGGAUGUUAAAUACAGAUGGCAUAAAAUAAUGUUAGCUGAUGGUUUCACUAGAGGAUUGAUAACAAGUGUGAGAAAUUGAGGGUCCAGAUGGGCAGGAAGCUGUGGGGUACAAGUUGAAUAAUCAUGGUACUUCAGGAGUACAAUAGAAAUAAGAAAAUUGAGCAUAUAUCAGUAAAGGUUUUAAAAAUAAAAUUACAAGGUUGUUUGUGUUCUUUGUUCUUCUUGCUUUGGGUAUAGUUGUUUAUAGAAAUUGAGCAGUAUUCCUAUUACUGAGCUAACGUACAAGAAGACUGAUUAAUUUGAAGGAAAGGCUUCAGUUGUCGCCAGUUAACUAGUGUAGAAGCAGACAAAGCACAGUGCUUUACAAAGUAUACACCUCGGUGCUUGCCAAACUCAAUUAAAAAUAACCUAAAAUCAGAUGAACAUGUGGAAGGCCUGGAUUAAUUUUUGUGAUACUAGAAAUGAUGCAUUAGAAAUGUUUUCCUUGGAUUCACAAAGUGCUUGAGAACCUGAUGAAUACUGUGCAGGCCGUUUUUCUUUUCCUAUAUUUGUGAAUUUGGAGUAGAGAAAUUAUUCUUAAGAUGAGUGCACUUUAACAUGGCAUAAUACUAUAACCAUAACAUUAACGAUGAGCACAAUAGGUACCAAACUGCCCUUUUAAAAACUUUGUUCACCUUGAAUACCAAGGAGGCUAGGCUAGAACCCUUUUUUAAAUAUCUGGUUUUCUCUGUGAAGGAAAUAUUUUGUAUGGAGCUUUCAACCAUGUGAGUCCCCACUUAUAGUCUGACGUUAUAAUGCCAGGCACAGGUUUAUCACUUCAGAGAGAACUUGCCCUUGUAUUCACUUUCUCAUUUGAGUAGCUGUUCUUAAAUUGAUACUUUGUUAAAAAUACAUUUGCAUAUUUGGAGCAAUAUAGGUCACAUUGUGUACAAAAGUAACUGCUAUAUAAUGCUAAUUUUAUGUGUAAUUGUACAACAAAGUUAACAUUAUUGUUACAGCUGCCAGCUGCAUUGCUAGUUAUUAGAUCCAAAUUAGGUUGAUACAGGAUGUGGGGGGCAUUGUUAAUAGACUGAUAAAUAUAAUUUUGAUGUUUGUUUUUUCUAGGAGAAAUGAAAGAAUGAAAAAAGAGCCUUAAUUUGGUAAAUGGUGUCAUUCUUGCUUAGAAUGCCUUAAGACUCAUAUGAAAUGGGCACUCAUUUGAAUCUGUAGAUGUGCAACGUUUUUCAUAAAUAAUUAAGUUCUGCCUUAAGCCACACCACUCUGAGACUCAGCAGGGUACAAUUUAGCAGCACUAGGCUAAGAGAGGGUGGGAAGGGAGGAUAGCUUUUGUGGAAUAAGGAUAAAAAAAUGUAAUGCAACCUAGACAUACCACCAAUUUGCAUGGUUUUUUUGCAUUUAUUUGACUGAAUUUACUGUACUGUAGGAAAACACUGUAUUCAAAAACAAAGCUGUUUAUCCUAAGUGAUCAGAUUAAUUUAUUUUACUACUGUUGUCGGAAGAUAGACCAGCUUUCAGCUGUUCAGUUUCAGAUUCAAUUCUUUUAGAAAGUUGCCAUAGAUAUAUUGACCAGCAUUUGUACAAAACGUGCUUUUUUAUUUUUUAAAAAGGUAUGUUUAGUGUGAAAUGUGUUUGUAUGUCUAAUUGGUAGAUAAAUAUUAACAGGGUCAUAAAGAACUUAACAAAUUGUUGACACUUGAAUGGCAGGAAGAAUACAGUUAUCCAAGUCUCUGUGUUUAUGACUUGCUUUAUAUGUGUUAAAUGUGCACUAAGCCAUUAAAAAUAAGCAAGACUGGCAAUAAACUACAAAAUUUGCCCAUUUAAACUUUUACUAUAGAAGUAAGUUUAUACAUUUUGCUGUUUGCUUGUAUGUUGACUUAGAAGUUGCUGUUCAUCUUUUAAAGGUGAAAAACUGCCUUCUGUUGGAACAAACUAUAUGUUAGAUGCAAAUGUGUAUAAAGAAGCCCUGAUAAUCGUUUGUUAAACAGCUUAAGGAGAUGACUGUUUUGAAUGGAGUUUUUGUUUUGUUAGGAUGAACAUGCAUCAGGGAAGUAGAAUGGAAAAACAGCUAGGUGGGGAAAGUGAAGCAGACUCUUCACUCAGAAUCUUCUUCUCCUGCAGCUGCUUUUCAUUCCAGAAAGCAAGCAAACAAACUGCCAGAGCUUCAUAAAAUAAUUUGGCUAUCAUGUAUAGUUAGGCCUUAAGAGCUUUGUGUUGAUAUUUGACUGCUACUUAAAAACAAGUCAGAUAAUCAGCCUGAAUGUUGUUUUUAACAAAACAAGUAAUGCAUAUUUAACUGAGACACAAUAAUUUUCUUAAUAAGAAAGGUGAAUAUUAUUUGUCAGAGGGUAGUUUUUUGUCUUAUUCAUAUCCUUCAUUUUUGAAUACUUAACCGUUUUUGACACUUACGGCAAAUACGUUCCUAAUCUGCCUUAUGAUUUGUAGAACAUGACAAGUACAAAAUAAAUUCUAUGCAUAUCAUUCUCUUAAA
Rhineura floridana is the source of this 10053-nucleotide messenger RNA. RefSeq names its product Ro60, Y RNA binding protein (gene RO60). The record is from RefSeq and is a predicted model, not a curated record. Gene Ontology annotation, cellular component: ribonucleoprotein complex. The transcript has 9 exons. The coding region runs from base 229 to 1845 and encodes 538 amino acids. Gene Ontology annotation, molecular function: RNA binding. Lineage: Eukaryota; Metazoa; Chordata; Lepidosauria; Squamata; Rhineuridae.